Molecule: messenger RNA, 1194 nt
Organism: Trametes versicolor FP-101664 SS1
Lineage: Eukaryota; Fungi; Basidiomycota; Agaricomycetes; Polyporales; Polyporaceae
Exons: 4
Coding region: 1-1041 (346 amino acids)
Source: RefSeq, a predicted model, not a curated record
AUGCUCUUCCCCACGCUCGCCAGCGGGCUCUUCCUCGCCCUCCUCGGCGCGCCCAGCGUCCUCGCCAUCCAGGAUCCCCCAGUGAACUCGCUUCCUGAGCUCCCCAUCCCCAUCCCCUCGCUCCCGGUGCUCCCCUCACUCGGGCUUCGAUCCUACCCCCCAGUCCGCCCUCGCGACGACGUCAACCCCUCCGACCCCUCCGACUCAUCAGACUCAGACCCGCUCCGCCCCACGCGCGCCCGUCCCGAGCGCCCGCGUCGCGCACCUGCCCCGGCCGCCUACGAGCACAUCAACCCCACCGACCUACCCACACGCACGCUCGUGCAAGCCGACCAGAUCGCGCCCCGCGCCCGCGCGCUCACGAACGCGCAGCGCCUCGCGAACGGCCUCCCCCCGCUCGCCCCGCGGCGCCGCCAGCGCUCCCGUGGCGCGCACGCCCCGCGGACGUCGCCGAAGCCGUGCAGCAACCCGACGGGGACGCUGACUGUGACGGACGUGGACACGGGUGCGGGCGCGACGUUUGGGCAGGUGGGGAGCAUGGCGAACGCGUUUGGGGAGUAUGGGAUCGGGGGCGUCGAGGGCGGCAGCGCUCUUAAUGUUGUGCUGCUCCAGUGUAACACCGACGGAGGGCCGUUCGAGGUUCAGACUACUAACGGGUUGGGCAACUUUACGUUCUUCGGCGGUAUCAUCGGCUUCGGGAGCAUAGAUGACAACAUCAGCGACGCUAACUCGAACUACGUCUACGUCGGCGGCACCUCCGAGGUCUCCCCUGGGCCCGCGCAGGACGCUCCGAACGGGUUCACCGCCGCAACCGGCACAGAGCGCGACAUCGAAUCCGCGCUCUGGACGCUCGGCGCCGACAGCUCGCUCACGAUGAACUGGAUCAACACGGACGGCACGCUCGCACAGGGCGCGCACCUGCUGUAUGUGGCGAACGCGAACGCGAUCGUGCUCACGGGCAACGUUGAUUUGUUCCGCGCGCGGUUCGGGCCUGCGGCGGAGGUGGUGCUCACAUUCGUCCCCAGUUCGGGCUCCCUCUAGCGACGCGGCUCUCUUUUAAUCCUCAGGUUGGUCGCGCCGCCGUGCCAAAAGACGAUUUAUGCCUACCGUCUACAUCCACCGGUUCAUUAUUCGGACUACAGACCUUCAAAGCUUCAUCCCUUCACGUCCAUGUCGUAGAGUUUCGUGUUAUCA